AUGGGAAAGGAUUCAAAACCUAAGGAAUCGGGGGGAAAAGGUAAGGGAAAGCAGGCAGCAGGUGCAUGUGAUGAUGGUGGAUCAAAGGGUAAAGGAAAAGCAGGGAAAGGUGAUGGUCUUGGAACUUGCACUUAUGUCAAAGCAAGGCAUAUUUUGUGUGAGAAGCAAGGAAAGAUCAACGAGGCUUAUAAGAAGCUACAGGACGGGUGGCUCAGCAAUGGAGACAAGGUCCCACCAGCUGAGUUUGCUAAGAUAGCUGCAGAAUAUUCAGAAUGCCCUUCGGGAAAGAAAGGUGGAGACCUUGGAUGGUUCCCACGUGGCAAGAUGGCUGGCCCUUUUCAGGAGGUUGCCUUCAACACGCCUGUCGGGGUAACUAGCGCACCUUUCAAGUCUACGCACGGUUAUCACAUCAUCUUGAGUGAAGGAAGGAAGAACUGA
Messenger RNA from Striga hermonthica, 438 nucleotides. Lineage: Eukaryota; Viridiplantae; Streptophyta; Magnoliopsida; Lamiales; Orobanchaceae. The record is from the annotation of a GenBank genome assembly.